Diorhabda carinulata is the source of this 3526-nucleotide messenger RNA. RefSeq names its product RNA polymerase II-associated protein 1. Gene Ontology annotation, biological process: transcription by RNA polymerase II. Gene Ontology annotation, cellular component: nucleus. The transcript has 16 exons. The coding region runs from base 65 to 3511 and encodes 1148 amino acids. Lineage: Eukaryota; Metazoa; Arthropoda; Insecta; Coleoptera; Chrysomelidae. The record is from RefSeq and is a predicted model, not a curated record.
GUAAAGUAAAUAAACUUCAAACAUAACCUAAGAUUUCAAAUUUAUAUUUUUCCUACGCUUUAAAAUGUAUUCCAGACCUAAACCAGGAGAAACCGAGGAGGAUUUGUUAAGAUUACAAAAAGAAUUUGAAAAGAAUAAGGCUCAAAAUAAAAUUAUACCAGCAGCGACCGUUGUUAGCGACAAAACUAAAGAAAAUAUACAACAUGAAAAAGAAUCUGAAUCUACUGAAGUCAUUGACAUCCAAGAACAGCUUGCAAAUACAUUUGAAGCAAUUCCAAGUAACAUUAAGUUAAAAGGUAUAGUGGAAAAUAAACCUGAAAAUAUACAAUGUGUUUUCAAAUUUAACAAAACAAGUGGAUUUCCAAAAGCGAAAAGACGCAAUGUAACAACUGAUACUGGUAAAGGGAGUCUCUUUUCCCAACAAAUGAAAAAGACAAAAAAAGAGGAAGUUUCAAUGGAAAUGGAUAGUAUUCCAAUUAUUGAAAGUAAUAUUACCAUUAAAGAACAUUGUGAACCUUCUUCUAGUGGUAUUAGCACCAGUAAUCAUAAACCCGAAAGUUUACCAAAUCAGAGUUAUAUUCUAACAGGAGAUGAUAGUCAACAAAUCCAUCAAGAAAAUGUACAUCGCUUGAAGAAUAUGACUGAAGAAGAAAUAAUAGAAGAAAGAGAAAAAUUAUUAUCAAUGAUGGAUCCAGCAAUUAUACAAUUUCUAAAGUCAAGGAGAAAAAAGGAACAUAUAGCAACUAGAAAUCCUCCAAUUAGUGAACAAAACAAAGCAGCAGAAAAGGUUAAAAUUGAGGAAAUUGAUACUACAUUUGAAAUUUUAACUCAGCCAAAAGCUGAUAAAUGGUUAAAUUUUGAUAUUGUUGAAACAAAUAAAUUAGCUUGGAUGAAAAAUAUUGAUAUACCAAAAAUAAAAAGUGAGAAAUUUGAGGCAAGGUUUGAUUUUGAAGGCUGGAUAUUACCUUAUUCACAAUCAGAAAUUACUGAAAAGAAUAGAGCUUUGUACCAUCAUGGAGAAGAACCUGGUAGACCUGGUUACACCUUACAGGAACUUUUCCAACUUUCUAGAUCAAGUAUUAUCCAACAAAAAGUAUUAGCCCUAAAUACGAUAGCUAACAUUUUAUCUUUGAAUUCCACAGGUGUUUAUGAUGAAAUUAUAGAUGUGCCCAUAGAACAGAUAUUUUUUGUAAUUCGCUUUUGUCUAGAUGAUAAUACACCAUCAAUUUUAAAUGCUAGUAUCAGAGCUAUGCGAAAUCUAAUUUACUCCCAAGUAGAUGAAACUUGCUUGGACAGUCUCUUAGGCUUUGGCUUGGGACUUAUUCAGCCUGUUUUGGCUAUUGAUAAUGAGAUGGAAGAUGAUAACACCGUUAAUGACCAACAACUAGCAGAAAAGGACAUAGUUAAAUGUUUGGCAAGGACAGAUAUACUAACUAGAAUAAGGUAUAUUAUAAAUACAGUUCAACCCCCACUGGAAUCAAUAGUUUAUUGUAUGGAUAUUUUAAUAAGACUCAGUAGAGAUUCAGAAUUUAUAUUGCAGAAGAUCAUGGACUGUGAAGGCCUCAUCGACAAUGUAGUAAAACAUUUUAUCCCUAAAGUUUUUGGAAAAGGUACUUCCUCUUCACCAUAUGGUUUGCCAUUACUUCAGGCAAUUAAAUUAUUAAGGGUAUUGUCAUCUAGAAGUAAAAAUAUAGCAAUUAAAUUUAUAACGAAGUACAGAAUUUUGGAUUCUAUAAUUUUGUAUCUUUCAAAUGAUACAUUUUCUUUGAAUGUUAAUGGAUUGAAACUUCAAACAGAGUGCAUGCAUUUUUGGAAUUUGUUAGUUUAUUAUGGAUUAACAUUGGACUAUUUCAGUAUUUUGCAGCCCACUUUGCUCAAUUUACUGGAUUAUCACUAUAGAAAUACAAAUCUCGAAAUGACAACAACUUAUAUACGAUUAGGUCAUGUAUCAGCCUUGUUGAUAUUACUGUCUAACGUUGCAAGACAAAACUAUCCUCUUAUUGCACCAUUUCUAACACUAUUUGAUUUAUGUUUGUGCAAAUGGAGUGCUCAAUUCUGUAAUUUAAAGGAGUAUAUGUGUGGAAAACUGCAGCUCAUAGCAUCUUUAGCACAUUGUAUGACUGCUAUAAUACAAUACAUGAAGAUUGAAAAUGUGGACAACAGGUUUAUACAAGUUAUAAAUUCUGAAGGCUUCAAAGUUGUAACUAGUAAUAUCAAGAGUGGUUCGAUGCUUUUAAACAAUUAUGAAACCCACAAAUCGAGCAGCAAUUUGAAAACUUUGGAUGUAGCGGCUUGGCAUACCAUGGACCACGUUGUACCUUUAAUACAAACCAACAGUUGUAUACCUUUUCUCUAUUCGAUGUCUUUGUAUGUAAAUACUACGAAUAAUAAAAAGGUGAAAACGACAUUUUUAAAUCAUCCAAACAUUCGAAAUUACCUAAUUUCAUUACAAAAACUAGAAAAAUAUUACCUAACAAGUCAUUGGUUCGCUAGACCAGAGGCAAUGUUCUUAAUGAAUAUUUUGAAGUCUUCGGUGGUGAUUAAAAACGAAUUGGAUACUUCUAUUUUUUACGAUUUGGCAGUAAAAUGUUUGUGCGUUUUUAAUUCCGAACAGAGGAAUGAUAUUAGGUUCAUUCUAGCGAACAUCAUAUUUUGUUCGAAAUUUUAUCCAAGUGAAGUGCUUAUGAAACAUUUAGAUAUUAGUCUAAGAAAUGUCAGUUUGGAGAUUUCAUUAAAUAAUCUAAAUGAAAUUUUAAAGGUGUACACCCAGAUAUUAGGAUUGCAACAAGGUUCGCCAGAUUUUUCUAGAUCGUGUUGUUUGAACAUAAGUGUGGGGAACGUUAUCCCAAUGGACUGGAUCUACACACCAAUACUGGUAUUAUACUCAAACCAACAACAGAAUAAAAAGGAACAAGAUGAACAAGAGCAAGUUUUUGUUAUAAGUAACUGUCUUCGUUGGAUUUUAAUCUAUGAAACUUAUUUUCCUUUUUUGGCAUCAAGAAUAAAUCCUACCGACAAAUUUUGUAGGCUUGCUUGUGUGUUUUUAGGUAGCGACAAUUUAUUUUUAAUUCCAGAAAUUCACGAUUUAUUGGAACUUUGUUUGAAGAAUGUUCUCAAGUACGAAAGAGAGUUAAACUUUGAUAACGAAAUACAAGGUUUAAGUAAUUUUCAAGAUUUCUACACCCAGUUAUUAGAACAAUAUCAAGGAGUUAGUUAUGGUGAUGUUUUGUUUGGAAAUAUAAUUGUUGUACCUUUAGCACAAAAACAUAAUCUGCAAUUUAGGAAAACACUUUGGUCGGAAUAUAUGGGUGUUGUUCAGGUGUUUAACAUGACUCCAGAACAAUAUAAUGGUAAUAUUGAUUUACUCUUGGAACCUCAAGAGGAUGACAUGUCUCUAUUAAAGUGCUACAGAAGAGCUAUAGUUAGUAACAUGGUUAGAAAACAUACUAUACUAUUCAAAAUUGCAAAUCAUCAUGUAGAAAGUUUUAUUAAAAGAAAAAGAACGGAAUAAAAUAUAUUUGAAAUA